CCAGUCCCCAUAACUGAUCUCGCUCUCUCUUUCUCUCUGCUUUCUGAAAUGACUGCUGACGUAAGCUCUCUCGUACGGUUACUAAGUAGGUACAAUGACGAUAGAACCACGGUAAAAGAUUCCGCCCGACAGGGAUCGUCGGUGGCCCUAAUGACCCGUGAUCUCCUCGGAAGCGGCAGUUGUCGAGGAGGAGGAGGAGGCGAUCAGUCGCUGGAGCUUGACCUUGAUCUGAAAGUCCCCAACGGUUGGGAAAAGCGUCUCGACCUAAAGUCAGGGAAAGUGUAUCUGCAACAACAAAACUCAACAACCUUGUCUCAUCAUCGUCGCGCAGAACAAUCCAACCAAACUUUUCGAAAAUUUCAAGAUUUAAAUUUUCCUAGCAAAUCUCCGGUGAGACCAUUGUUAAGCCUCUUCGACGACACAAGCCUUGAACUGAAACUAGUCACCUCUUCAUCAUCAUCGCCAGCGUCAUCAUCGUCUUCUUCUCUCUGCGUAUCAUCAACGAGUUCGAGUUUCCAGAGCGUUUGCACCCUCGACAAGGUGAAGUCUGCUCUUGAGAGGGCGGGGAGAGUUUCAUCCGGGACGUUAAAGAAACGUAAAUCACCAGAAGGGGAGGACGUUUGCGAUCAAACCGCUUCCACCGCCGCUUCGUCUCCCGUGGCGGUUGGAUGUCCUGGGUGCUUGUCGUAUGUGCUGGUGAUGAAGAACGAUCCGAAAUGUCCGAGGUGUCAUUCGUUUGUUGCUUUGCCUGCCGUGAAAAGGCCUAAAAUUGAUCUCAACAUAUGAUGUGUGAAUGUUUCGUUUUUUUUCUUUUGAAGGUUCAAAUUCUGUAAAUCAUAGAUAAACUAGGGGUUUAAUUAAUUGAAAAGAAAAAGAAAGAGAUGGGUGUUAUUGAAAAUGGCUGUGUUAAUCACGUAAUCC
This is a messenger RNA of Brassica oleracea var. oleracea, 921 nucleotides long. RefSeq names its product vitellogenin-like. The transcript is spliced from 2 exons. Lineage: Eukaryota; Viridiplantae; Streptophyta; Magnoliopsida; Brassicales; Brassicaceae. The record is from RefSeq and is a predicted model, not a curated record. Bases 49 to 786 code for a protein of 245 amino acids.